GCAGAAGAAAACACCGCUAGCUUCCUGCAAAACACAGCCCCUAAACAACAUUCAAAGCUUUUACAGCAUAAACCAAAUUUGGGCCGUUAAGUUUAACCCGGAUACCGCUUUCUCCUUCAAUGGGUCCGAGGAGAGGAGGAGAGUGAGACGUGUGACAGGAGCUGAAGAUGGAUGACACUCAGGAGCUGCCGACUAAGAAGGCCAAGCUCGACCUUGACCCGGCUCUGGAAAAAGACCCAAGAGCUGAAGACCGAAGUCCCAGUGAUGUGCUGGAUUCUUCACAACAGGAAGCGUCUUAUUCUGCUCUGUCUAAUGCUCUGGACUCAGGAGAGCAGGAGCAAACAGACAAUGAAGGCCCCACAACUCAAGCAUGCACUGACCCUAUAACCUCCUAUGGACACUCAGACUCAACAGGGACCAGUGAAUUCACACAGCAGGUUUAUCAGGGGAACAGCCCUUCCGUCACCUCGUUCGGCCCGGUCUCCUUCCCUCCUUUGGCUCAGUCGGGUCUGUACUCAUCCUUCUCACAGAGUGGACAGACAUAUGGACUCCCUCCUUUCGGAGCUUUGUGGCCGGGCGUCAAAUCAGAGGCAGCGCCCUCGGAGGCGCCCUCUACUGGUCAGCCCGGGUUUCUCAGCUUCAGCGCCGCAUACUGCCCCGCUCAGGCUGCGCCGCUACACUACUCCUACCCCAGCCAAGGCUCGAGUUUUACCACAUCCAGUGUUUACUCCAGUCUCCCCUCGGCCACUGCCCCCACCACCGUGUCCUCUACUGCUCCACAGGAGUUGAGCAGUUACAGCGCUCUGGGGCAGUUCCCUCAAUACUAUUCUCUGCCUCAGUCCUUCGUCCCUGCAGCUCUGUCGUCCUCCGACGAUCACUCCGCCUCCUCCGGCUUUAAAUCUGAGGAGGCUGCGGCUGCUGGACUGCCCCCUAGAGACUCCUCUCCUCCUGAGUCGCUCCCGGCUGCUGCAGCUCUGCCUACAGCGCCCCCAACAGGAGCGCGGGAGCAGGAUGACGUGAGCCGCAGGAACUCCAUGGGAAAAUCCAAAGGAAAAAACAAGAAGGCAGAGAGUCCACCUACCGAGACAGACCUGGAGCGCAUCUUUCUGUGGGAUCUGGACGAGACCAUCAUCAUUUUCCACUCGCUGCUCACAGGGUCCUACGCCCAGAAGUUUGGGAAGGACCCAGCCACAGUCCUGAACCUGGGUCUCCAAAUGGAAGAACUGAUAUUUGAGCUUGCAGAUACUCACCUUUUCUUCAACGACCUUGAGGAGUGUGAUCAGGUCCAUGUUGAAGAUGUAGCUUCAGAUGAUAAUGGACAAGAUCUCACCAACUAUAACUUUGUAGCAGACGGCUUUAGUGGCUCUGGUGGAGCAGGAGCAGGAGGGGCAAACAGUGGAGUGCAAGGAGGAGUGGAGUGGAUGAGGAAACUGGCCUUUAGGUACAGACGACUAAAAGAGAUCUACAACGGAUACAAGAACAAUGUGGGAGGUCUGUUGAGUCCGAUAAAGAGAGACCUGCUUCUGAGAUUGCAGACAGAGAUCGAAAAUGUGACAGAUGCUUGGCUCAGCACAGCACUAAAGUCUCUGCUGCUCAUACAGGGAAGGGGAAAGUGUCUAAACGUUCUGGUGACCACGACUCAGUUGGUUCCAGCUCUGGCCAAAGUUCUGCUGUAUGGACUGGGAGAGGUCUUCCCCAUCGAGAACAUCUACAGCGCCACCAAGAUAGGGAAGGAGAGCUGCUUCGAGAGAAUUGUGUCCAGGUUUGGGAAGAAGGUGACAUACGUCGUGAUCGGAGAUGGACGAGACGAAGAAUUCGCUGCAAAACAACACAACAUGCCGUUCUGGCGGAUCUCGACUCACGGGGACCUUGUGUCUCUACACCAGGCUCUAGAGCUGGACUUCUUAUAAAACAGACUUUUCUUUAAAUGAACCAUGAGUUGGACUAUUUUGUGGGUCGACCAUUGUUCGGAUUGUCGCUAACGGCAGCUAACCUCUUGAAGCUGGAACAGGCACUGACUUUAACCAAAAGGGAAGUUGAUUUGUUUUACUGUCCUCAUCUCUGCAGUUUUAAUCGUCCAUGUCGCUCCUUCCUGGAUUUCAAAUGGCACAAUAUCUCAAAUUUUACAGUAAUGUAAACAUUUUCUAUUGUAUUCAUCUCAACACAAGAAUCCUCUUGUCUCAAGGAAAAACUAAUUUUAAAAGGGACCUAUUAUAGCUGUUUUUCUAUCAACAUACCGGUAACUACUUAGUACUACUCCUCCAGACCCCGCCCCUUCACCCCCCUCACUCUCAGCCUUUAGUCCUCCAAAUCCCACUCCUCUAGCUCCUCACUCUCCCUAAUCAUUCAGGUACUGCCCAGUUUAACACCUCUAUUUGAAAUAUGGUUGUGGGCGGAGUUCCCACUUUAAGGUAAUUUCAACACUUUCUAUUUUACUCAUCUCUGUACAUGUCUCCUGUCUCAAGAAUGAACUGCAUCACUAUCCCAAAUUUACAAUAAUUUAAAAAAGGGACCUAUUAAGUCUGUCGAUCAUUGUCGUCACUUGUCACUCUUACUGCUACGCCCCUCCCUCAAGAAAUUUGUAUUUAAAGAUAAUUAGCUACACAUUUGACCUUUGACAUUUGUUUGACCUGAUUUAUGGUUAAUAUCUUUGUGCCAGUUUUUAUUUUUUCAUGUUGAUAGGUCCAGUAAUUACAAAGUCCAUUGUCUUCUUUGUUGGCACAAAUCAGUAGUUUAGUGUUAAAACAUGGGAGCAAUUUUGCAUUUGACAUUUUUACUCACAUGAGAAGCACAUUUUAGCAACAAGUUUGUGAAACUGGGAAAUCAUAUGGCUUCUUUCAUGAACCACGAGGACACCCUGAUUCUUAUGCGUCAUUUGUCACAAUAUUUUACAUGAGUUUGGUCAUUCACUUGUGGUCACUGGGGACAUUUUGAAAUGAGCUUUUUUCUAUUUUCUCUAAAAUGUACAGGUUAUAUGCGAAUCUGGUUGCAUAUUAUUAAAUUUGGGACAGCUGACAGGAUAAGAAAAUACUUUUAUAGAUUUUAUAUUAUGCAACGUAGACUCUGAGCUUUAAGCCAUGCUAGAAUGUUGUUACCACCUCAAAAACGGACCUGGAGUUGUGUUUUGUUUCAUUCACACAUGUUUUAGUAACACUUUAUUAUUAGUCUGUCUACAUUUCCAAAGCUCAAAAUGCUCUGUUCUACCUGGUGAUAUUAUGAAGUGGUAGUUUUCAAAUUAACAGCUCCUUUUACCUUUAGUUCAGUAGAGACUGGCAAUUCCAGGGCUCGAAUCAGCCAAAUGAUUCAGGUGAAGAUGUCUGGAGUUUUAAAACAGAGUAGAGUACCUCCUGUAUUACCAGAGUGUUCUCUCAAACAGAAAAAGAACUCUAUAAAUAUGCAGGGUUUGUUAAACAUGUGUUGAUGAAACAAAACACAACAGCAGGAAACAACAUUAGAACAUAGAUCAGAAAAUAGUGUAAUAUGGGCCCUUUAAACUAGUCCAAAAAAUGUGAGAUUUUUGAGCUUGCUCCAUAUUGUAGUGUUUUUUAAGAACAUAUUUUAUUAGUUACAGCAAUCUUCUAGUCACCUUAUUGAAUAUUUGAUUUUGAUUAAGAUUUAAAUCAUGAAAACAUUUUGUUUUAUUCUAAAAUGUGUGUUCAGUCAGUACAGUGUUAGAAUAGUAAAAGCUAGUUAAAUCUGUCAAGUGUUAGUUUCCCUUUCAUACUGUAGCAUUAUGAGCCUCUUUUCUUUUUUCAAUGUUAAACUCAAACAUUAACCUCAAUAUAAAUCCCAUUAAAAGCCCAGCAUUAUGAUAAAUUAUUUGUUUUAAAGAGGGCGUAUUAUGAAAAUUGACUGUUAUAACUUUGCCUAAACAUGCCUGAAGAGGUUUUAGAUGUCAUCUGUGCAUGUCUCAAUAAUUUUGUGAUCUCUCAAGGGCCCUAUUCUCUUUGGGUAUUUGGGAAUUAUUUUAACCAUUUAAAAAAAUAUAUAUUGCGCACAAGUAAAUACAGAGCAGUGGAUGGGGAUAGUGAGUAGGUAAAAACUGCAGGACAAUACGGGAUUACACAAACAUGCAGGAACCAAUCAAAUAUAACUCUGAAUAAGUUAAUGAUGAGGGAACACUACCCAGUUAGAAUCACAAUCACAUCAAAAUCAGUCACAUCGCAGUCACAUCACAAUCACAACAUCGCACUCACAUCACAAUCGCAUCACAGUCACAACAUCGCAAUUACAGUCACAUUGCAGUCACAUUGUAAGUUGAUUUUACAUAACACAUCCUCUUUAAGUAUUGGUCAAACUGAACAGUGGGUCUUGUGACAACCAUAAGUUAGUGAGUUAGGGAUGACCUUGUCUGAUACAUGUGUUUGUGGGUUGUGAUUUACACUAAAGGUUUGGUUUGGAUUUAGGGAGGUGGGUUUUUAACGUUAAUGCUAAAGUUAGUCAGGUGAGGUUAAUAUUUUGUGGUAUUUUCAGAUCUUGUAAAUCCAUUAUAAUAUUGUCUUUACAGAGGCACUACGUAACUUUUUUCUGAAGAGGGGUAUACCACCCACUUGUUUCCAUGGAUAUGAUGUUGCUUUGCCUGGUUUUUACCAUAGUAUGGUAUUAAACCAAUUAAUUACGUGAACUAAAGUAAUUACAGAUCAGCUAUGUGGAGAGGAGACUCGGCUUACAUAAGAAUACAUGCGUUUGUGAGUAAUAACACCAGGAUGAAAUGAAUGUGAUAGAUUUAAUGCCAUACGGUGGAAUAUCAUAGGCAGACAUAUCCACAAAGGCAAGCAGGUGGUUUACCCUCUAUCAGAAAAGUUUCGCAGGUCACCUUUAAGGUCUUAAUAUGUAGAUUGGCACAAACAUAGCACAACUAAACAAAAAUCAAUGAGAGAAGACUGAAAUCUGAACUGCUGAAAUGCAUGAGAUUCUUGGAUUAGUUUAGAAUGUUUGUAGAGGUCUAUAUUACAGGGACACAGGGAGGAGGCCAUCUGCCGCUUUUCCUUUGCAUUCUACACCCUUUAAACCAAACCAAACCAAACCAUUAUUUGUGUAAAUAUAUUUAGAGAUUUUGACUGAACAACUCUGAGCCAUGAAGGUCUCUGCCAUUUAAGCAGCUUUCUGAAUGUUCAAUUUUAAUCUUUUUAUUAUAUUUUAAUUUUGUUUGUUGUUUUGUGUGACAUUGUGUAUUUAAACUGUGCCUUACUCUAUGCAUAAUCUCAAAGGGAACUCUUCACGUAAACGUAUAUUAUUAUUAUAUACAAUAUUCAAAGUGUUAUGUUACUUUUUAAUGUGUUCAGAGUGUUUUUUAUUAUUAUUAUUAUUAUUUUGAUGGUUAAUGUCUGCACUGUUUGGAGAAGUAUAAAAAGUCACGCGUUUUUUUUUUUUUUUUUUUAAGGUCCUGUAUUACGCAAAAUAGACUCUUUUGAGCUUUAAGCCAUGUCCUAACGCACCUCAUCAAAAACAUACCUGGAGUUGUGUUUUGUUUCAUUCACACAUUUCACACAUGUUUGAGUAACACUUUAUUAUUAGUCUGUUUAUAUCUUUAAAAUGCUCUGUUCCACCUUACGAUGUCACAAAGAGGUAGUUUUCAAGUUAACAGCUCCUUUUACCUUUAGUUCAGUAGAGAUUGUCAAUUCCAGGUCUGAAAUCAUCCACAUGAUUCUAGUGAGGGUUUGUGGAGUUUAAAAACACAGUGGAGCAUUUCCAAUAUUACCACAUGACAUCACAAAGUGGAUGUGUUCUCUGUUUGAGAGAAGAACUUACUUAAAUAUGCAGGGUUUGUGUGUUAAACAUGUGUGAAUAAAACAAAACUCCAGGUCUGUAUGUGAUGGAAACACUAUAACAUAAUCAGAAAAUAUGUUUUAAGAGGUUUAUUAUAUUUCUUAGUCUAGACUUUUUUAAGAAUGGUUAAGAAAAUUGAUAAAAUUCUUGUUUCAUUGGCAGAUAAUUUAGCUCAAAGGUGCACUGUGUACAUUUUCUGAAGCAUCUGCCACUUGCUUGUUUCCAUGGAGAUGUUAUCUUUCUAGACUUACCAGGGAACUGCAAAGCAAUAUCUCUGGAUUUUUUAAACAGGCAUAUCCAUCUGCUCUUCAUUCCCUCGGUCACAUUUCGAGCCAGAACCAAACAUGAUCGUGAUUUAUUGCAGUGUGAGACAAAGGAGCUCAUUGGUCACCUCAUUUACAAACAAAAUCACAUUUCUCUCACCUGAGAUUAACUGUUUAGUGCUUCGCUCAUUGAUUUGACAGAAAUCUGACAUUUUUCAGUACCCUGUGAUAUUUUUUUCAUUACUUUUUUCCUCAUAAGCAGCCAUAUUUGUUUCGGUACAUACGGACCGUGUCCCUGAUUGGCUAAUCCACCUGUCAAUCAUGCCCAUCUGAAUUUGGGGAGAUUUGCCCCUGACCAGACUUACAUCUUCAUAAAGUGUUGGAGAAGUGUGUAUUGUGGAUAGCAGAAAAACAUUGCAGCAUUUGGCAUUAAUCUGUCACCGUACACACAAGAGGCCAAGUUACAGUUCAGAUCUGUGGAGAGGCAAGCCCAGUGAAAAGUGGCACAGUGUACCUUUUUGAAAAAAUAUAUUAUUUCAAUUUUAUUUUGCAUGUUUCAGACGCCUUUAAAUCUUAACUAUUCAAAACUUCUCAAAUGACAAAUCCAAAUCAAUGUCUAUUUAUUUUCACAAUCAUAAUCAUAAUCAUUUGUUCUUGUCAAAAUAGUUCAUUUACUGUCUAUGGCAAGCGGUAAGGGACAAUCACAUGGUACUUUGAAUGCACACUUCUAAUAUUUGUAAUUAUGAAGGGAAAGUAUUCGAAGGUUAUGGAACAUUUGGGAGACGUGGCUGUCAUUGUCCCAUUUGGCACCUUUAUAAUUUCACUUGUUUAGCUCUUAAAUGCGUUUAUGAUCUGUUCUGUCACUGUAGACACAAGUAUUGCUAAGCUUAAAUUAAUUCAUAUCAAAGUUUGACAAUGUCAGAGUUUAUUCUUCGAAAUAGAAACAAAAAUGAUUGUAUUUGACCAGAAUCAUCAAAGUUAUCUGCAAAUCAACUCUGCUCUGCUGUUUUCUAAUGUUUAUUAACAGAUUAAAUACAGACUUUGAGCAAGUAUAUAUCAGUAAAACUUUAUAUUCCAAAAGUCAAUUUGAUCAAACAAAUCUCAAAAAGUAGGUUUGUCUGAACUACGGUUACUAUAGCGACUGCAGUGCUCGCACAUAAGUCUCUGGGCACACUCAGUUUGAAAAAAACAGUGUCAAAUUGAGCAAUGACAGUGGCCUUAUUAAGCAUGUCACUUUUACUUUAGCGUGUAAUGUCAUUUGUUUUGCAGUGUUUUAAGUGCUAUAAACAUUAAGUCUUUUUUCUGAUGCCAAAUACUCUUAUUUUUACACAACUUCAUUUUUCAUUUUGUAUUUAAAUAUCUCAUUGGAAGGACCUUCGCUGGGGCCUGAAUGUCUCUGGUAAAACAAAUACAUGCCCAUAGUAACAGGAAGUUAAAGUAGCUUGUUGGGUUUUCCUGUGUAUCGCAGUUACAGUAUAAAUAAAUUUGAACAAGUUUCUG
Messenger RNA from Periophthalmus magnuspinnatus, 7532 nucleotides. It is a transcript of the gene eya3, whose product is annotated as EYA transcriptional coactivator and phosphatase 3. The record is from RefSeq and is a predicted model, not a curated record. Gene Ontology annotation, cellular component: nucleus. Gene Ontology annotation, biological process: positive regulation of DNA repair; cell differentiation; negative regulation of extrinsic apoptotic signaling pathway in absence of ligand. The transcript is spliced from 19 exons. Lineage: Eukaryota; Metazoa; Chordata; Actinopteri; Gobiiformes; Gobiidae. The coding region runs from base 168 to 1910 and encodes 580 amino acids. Gene Ontology annotation, molecular function: protein tyrosine phosphatase activity.